AUGAGAGAUGGAGAGAGAAGAGCAGAAGGCAACGUUUCCACAGUGAAGGAAUUUGUCCUGCUGGGAUUCUCUGACCAUCCAAACCUCCAGGGGUUCCUAUCUGGAAUUUUUUCCAUUAUUUAUAUAAUUAUCCUUACUGGAAACAUCCUCAUCCUCACAAUCACCGUGGUUGACCCCACCCUACAGAAACCCAUGUAUUUUUUCCUGGGAAAUUUUUCCUUCCUGGAAAUCUGUUACGUGUCAGUCACUCUGCCUAGAAUUCUUUUCAACAUUUGGACUCAGAUUAGGACCAUGUCUCUGCCUGUUUGUGCCACUCAGCUAUGCUUCUUCCUCAUUCUUGGGACCAAUGAAAGCUUCCUCCUGGCUGUGAUGUCCUAUGACCGCUAUGUGGCCAUCUGCAACCCUCUCCACUAUCCUCUAGUCAUGAACACAAAGAAGUGUAUUCAACUGGCAGCUGCAGCCUGGCUCAGUGCGAUGCCAGUCCAUAUAGGACUAACCUGUUAUAUAUUCUCUCUUCAUUUCUGUCAUUCUAACCAAAUUGACCACUUCUUCUGUGAUAUACCCCCCAUUAUCAAGCUAGCCUGUGGGGACACAUUUCUGUACGAAUUGUCUGUCUACCUAGUAGCAAUGCUGUGUGCUAUAGUUCCUUUUUGGUUGAUCCUUGCUUCUUACAGCAAAAUCAUUUCCACCGUUCUGAAGUUGUCAACAGCUCAAGGACGGGGUAAGGCCUUCUCCACUUGUGCCUCCCACCUGCUGGUUGUGGUUUUGUUUUAUGGAUCUGCUAGCAUUACCUAUUUCAGGCCCAAAUCCAAUCAUUCUUCAGGGCUUGAUAAACUCUACUCUCUUUUCUAUAUCAUUUUUACUCCCAUGAUGAAUCCAUUGAUAUACAGCCUUAGAAACAAGGAGGUGAUAAUGGCACUGAGGACAUUACUACUUAAAUCCUAG
This is a messenger RNA of Perognathus longimembris pacificus (Pacific pocket mouse), 945 nucleotides long. RefSeq names its product olfactory receptor 10AG1-like. The record is from RefSeq and is a predicted model, not a curated record. Gene Ontology annotation, molecular function: olfactory receptor activity; G protein-coupled receptor activity. Gene Ontology annotation, biological process: G protein-coupled receptor signaling pathway. The transcript has a single exon. Gene Ontology annotation, cellular component: membrane. The coding region runs from base 1 to 945 and encodes 314 amino acids. Lineage: Eukaryota; Metazoa; Chordata; Mammalia; Rodentia; Heteromyidae.